Clarias gariepinus (North African catfish) is the source of this 1586-nucleotide messenger RNA. RefSeq lists its product as uncharacterized. Lineage: Eukaryota; Metazoa; Chordata; Actinopteri; Siluriformes; Clariidae. The coding region runs from base 85 to 924 and encodes 279 amino acids. The record is from RefSeq and is a predicted model, not a curated record. The transcript is spliced from 3 exons.
CAGGGAGGAUCAGAUGACACCGACGAAGUCACACCUGAAAAGCGAGCAUCUGUUCAAGACACAUAUGGCUGCAUAAAGUGGGACAUGAAGUUUUUGCCAGUCAGUGAGACACUGGAAACCCAGCAGGAGAAGAAGGAACGUAUGAAGAUUUUCAGUGAACAGACAAGUUUCAGUCAUGAAGAAGUAAAAACUCUAAUGAAAUGUACCUACUACUCUCAGCGCAAAGCAAUAAACAGCGGAGCAAACAUGCAAACCCUUAAAGAAGAGUGGCCUUUUUUGUUUCAGGCGAUUGGAAUGACAGUCCAUUUUGAAGAACUUACUGGGGUACCGCUGAAAGAGACUUUUCUCACCAGUCUGGAAAAGAAGGGAAAACGGCUUCUGGACUUUCUAAAAACCACUUGUGCAGACAAGAGCAAGCGUGUCUUGGAGGCUGUCAUAAAGCUUCGAAUGCAGAGGGGACAGCUGACGGGCUGCUCAGAAGAUGUGAAAGAUAUGAUGCUCCUCCUUCUCUCCUAUUUCGAUGAAAAAGAGGAGACCCUCUUCCACUAUGUUGAUGAAACAUGUCUGGCAAAAGAAGUCCAAGUGGAAAGCCUGCCUGUGACACCAUGUAUCAUUGUUUGUGGAUCCUCCUGCUUUGCAUCGAGACUGUUCAUGCUCAGCAUUGACCACAAAGUUGUAAAUGACCAAAUAACUGACUUCAUCUCUGCAAUCUGUCUGAUGCUUGGUAGCUACUACUGCCUGAACAUCCACUAUCCCCUGGAACUUGGCUCCACACUUGAAUUCCUUCAGAGGUGUUUCUUCAACAUUAACCCAGAGAAGGGAACAAAAGUUGAAAAAACUAAGAAGAAGACACUGCAUGUGAACCCAAGAGUACUCACCCUCAUCGCUGAUCUCUCUGAUCACGAGUGGCGAGAGACCGUUUAAAGACAUUUUGAACAGAUCGGUACAGUCAGCUUAACUGUACCUUGACUGGGAACUACUUUGUUGUUUAUGUUUUCAGUUAUCCCAGCUGAUAUUGAGUGCUGUACUCUUACCUGAUUUCUGUUAUCGCAGGCAUGCUUUUCAGAGGUUCUGACCAUAUAUCUUUAAACAAUCCCUCUAACUAGGGAUUGUUACUGAGAACUGUACUUUUGAUGUUUUAGAGAUGUUCUAUAUUCUAUACAAGAGUUUAAACUAUUUGAAUUUUGUAUUGCCUUAAUUAGCAAACAAGUUAUGUGUUGCACUGAACUGUUAACAUUGAAAUUUAAACAGCACUGUCUGUUACAAACAUUACUUGAUUUUAACUGUUAUCAUAGCAUUUUGUAGCUGUACGUUUCUGCAAAAGUCAUGUCACAAGCUUAUGUGCUUGUUCAAAUUCAUGUUUUCCUGAAAAUGGUUAAUAUACAUUUGUUAGAUGACUUUAAGUGUAGAGCUUAAGCAGUUUUGGCUUUCUUUUUUCAUAAUGCCAGGAGAAGCUUUAGAUGCUUGUUUUGUCUUUAUUUGUUUAAAGCAAUAUAUUUGACUAGUAGCAAGAGUGUGGAGGUCAAAAUAUGUUCAAGACAAUAAAAUUUGUCAGUGAAGGACAUCUGAAAUUUUGUUGCAGUGGU